ACAAUCUUAUACACUUGUAGAACAACAUUUAAAAAUACCAAUAAGUUAAUUUCAACAGUACUAUUAUCAGCUAAAUCUUCAAAUAACUGUUAUAAUAAUAGUCCAUUACCUCAAUUAGCUAAAUCUUUAAUCAAAUAUGAUAAUAAUGAGAGCAAUGAUUAUGAGAAUAGCAUCGAUCUUGAUAAUAAUAUUGUUAUAUCUGAAGAGAAAGAGAAGGAUCAAGCAAUCAAGAAGAGAAAAGUCAAAGCGUUCAAGAGGAAGAUGAUUGAA
Messenger RNA from Racocetra persica, 270 nucleotides. Lineage: Eukaryota; Fungi; Glomeromycota; Glomeromycetes; Diversisporales; Gigasporaceae. The record is from the annotation of a GenBank genome assembly.